Messenger RNA from Clunio marinus, 1827 nucleotides. The record is from the annotation of a GenBank genome assembly. Lineage: Eukaryota; Metazoa; Arthropoda; Insecta; Diptera; Chironomidae.
GAAAUCCAGAAACCGUAAAGAGGCAAACAACGUAAAAAAAUGGUUAAAAAACAAAUAAAACCAGUCAAAUAAUGGAAGUGAUACCAACAGAUAUAGAUUUAAUUAAUUGUUGUCGUCUGUGCUUAAGUAAUCGUGUAAAAUUGAUCUCAAUAUUUGAAGAAAAUAUUUUAAAUUUGAUCUCAAAACAUCUGCCAUACAUAAAGAUAUCGCAAGGUGAUACUUUUCCAAAAAACAUUUGUAACUCCUGUAACGUUGUUUUAAAGCAAUUUGAAGGGUUGUAUAACUUUUCCAUUGAAAAUGAUAAAAAAUUGCGCAAAUUAUCGCUGGAAAAUUCGCGGGAAGAAGCAAAACAGAUUGAAGACGAUCUUGCUGAUGCUGUAAAUGAAAUAGGAUUGAUGUUAAGCGAUGGAAACAAUUUAAGGAGCAAUUUUGUGGCGAUUCGAGAAGAUGAUGAAAGUGAUAAAUCACUUGAAAUUCCUGGAUCGCUCGAGACAGAUCUGGCAAAAGACAUUGACCGGAUUCUUGCAAUGACACAACUUGACGACAUUCCAGGGCCAAACCAAAUUUACAGUUGUGAUUUUUGUCAACCACAACCACCAAUUGCAACACUUUCAGAACUCAACGAACAUCUGAAGUCAGCUCAUAUUGAUUUAGUCUUUCAUUGUGAAACAUGUGACAACUUCAUCGAUAGAAAUUCUUUAAUUCAACAUAUGAUGGGACAUUUAAAAGAGCGGGAAACUUUGAAUGAGAAUCGUGUUGAAGAAGCAAAUGAAAAUGAUGACGAUCGUCAGCAUGACGAAGAAGAGGGCGAAGAAGGUGAAGCAUCAGAGGAAAAGAGUGUCAAAGUUGAGAAGGAAUGUAUAAAAGCAGGGAAAACUGAAAAACCUGAGAAAGAACGAAAUCAUCAAAUGAAAAAAGCUUCGGGAUCAAAUGUAAAGUUUCUCAAGAAAUGUCAUCAUUGUCCAAAGCUUUUCUCAAAUCGAUCAGGAAGAUUAUAUCAUCAAGAGCAAGUUCAUUUUGAGCGACGUCGUUUCCAUUGUGAUCAAUGUAAGUCUUCAUUUGGAUCGAAGCAGACACUUAUGAAUCACAUUCUUAACAAACAUUCGAAUAACGAGCGAACUUUCAUUUGUGAUUUUCCAUCUUGCGAGAAAAGUUACAAAACCAAGUCAGCAUUGUAUAAUCAUAGAAUUUAUCAUUCUGAUGAUCCCAAAUGGCAUUGUAAUUAUUGCUCCAAGAAGUUUCACUUUCCAUUUCUUCUUCAACAACAUGAAAGUACGCAUUUGGGGAAGAAAAGUGGAAAAUCGUACGACUGCGAUGUUUGCAAGAAAUCUUUCAACACACGUAAUAAGCUUACAAAGCACCGAGGCAUUCAUGAUGCUAAUCAAUAUGCAUGCACUCGAGAAGGCUGUACUUUUAAAGGCAAUUUAAAACGCUAUUUAAUAGCACAUAUUAAGCGAAUGCAUUCAUAAAUUUUAAUCACAUUCCUUAGAUAUUCUCUCUAGAUCUUUCAAUGCCAAAGUACAAAAUUUCUUUUACGCUUUUAUUUAUAACUUCAUUUAAUUUUUACUUUCUGUUUAGAGAAAUUUGAAAUUGUUAUUUAGAGAAACUUUUCACAUUCACAAGUACAGAGUAGAAAAUCUCAGUGGUCAUGAAUAACCCUGGAACUUGUUGACGUCCAGUUUCUGUUUGUUUUACAUUAAAAAUCAUUUUCAAUGUUUUUUUAUUAUCUCAUUAAUCACAUAAUUCUUAAUGUUUUGUCAAUUUUAACUUUUAUCUUCAUAAAAAUUUAAUCAUAAAAGAAAACAUUUUGAUGUUCAAAAGAUUAAA